Molecule: messenger RNA, 462 nt
Organism: Lodderomyces beijingensis
Lineage: Eukaryota; Fungi; Ascomycota; Pichiomycetes; Serinales; Debaryomycetaceae
Source: the annotation of a GenBank genome assembly
AUGGCAAUCCAAUUUCUAUUCCUCAUAUCAAGACAGGGCAAAACCAGAUUGUCCAAAUGGUACGAGACCAUGCCGCAGAAACAGAAAUCCAAAAUCAUACGUGAACUAUCAACAAUCAUCUUAUCACGAAGGGCCAAGAUGUGCAAUGUGUUGGAAUAUAGAGACUCAAAAGUCAUCUAUCGUCGAUACGCGUCCUUAUUCUUUGUCAUUGGAAUAGACAAUGACGAUAACGAGCUUUUAGGAUUGGAAAUCAUUCACCGAUUCGUGGAACAGAUGGAUAAAGUUUACGGUAAUGUGUGUGAGUUGGAUAUCAUUUUCGGCUUUGAUAAAGCGUACCAUGUACUUGAUGAGUUGUUGAUUGAUGGGCAUAUUCAGGAGAGUUCCAAGAAGGAGGUUUUGAAGCGGGUGGGGCAGCAGGAUGAGUUGGAGAAUAUGGAUGAGUUUGAGAAGAUCCUAGCUUGA